CAAGAGAGAGAGAGAGAGAAAACAUUUUUGGUUUAAAUUAAGGAAAUGGCUGCUGCAAAAGGGGUUGUAGUUUUUUCUACAUUUAUGUUAUUUUCUAUUUUGUUUCAUUGCAGCGGAGUUCAUGCUAGACUUCCUGCCAUCUAUAGAGUUGGAGAUGGCUUUGGUUGGUCUCCAACCACAAGCAUGGAAGUUUGGCCCCAGGGGAAAAAAUUUUAUGCUGGUGACAUACUCGUGUUCAAGUAUGAUGACCAGUUAUAUAAUGUGGUGGUGGAUGAUAAAGAAGGACAUGACACAUGCACAGUUUCGGAAAAGUCUGUGACAUAUGAUUCAGGAAAUGACCGGAUUGAGCUUGUUUAUGGACACAAUUACUUCAUCUGCGGUAAUCCUGAUGAUUGCCAAGCUGGCAUGAAGAUGGUUGUCUAUGCGGAGGCCCCGCCGCCACUCCAUUGAAGCCAUUAUAUAUAUGUGGCGCAUUUUAAGGAUAUUAUGUAGUAUGUGCUUGGAGAGCACAAUCUCAGUAUUAUUUGUGCUAAAAUCUAAGGAAGGUGUAGUUCUUUUUUUGUUUGGCAUAUUAGGGUUACCAAAAAUGCAGCAAUAAAAAUUUAAAUAUUUUGUCUUGUCCUCA
Molecule: messenger RNA, 625 nt
Organism: Ricinus communis (castor bean)
Lineage: Eukaryota; Viridiplantae; Streptophyta; Magnoliopsida; Malpighiales; Euphorbiaceae
Product: basic blue protein
Exons: 2
Coding region: 46-450 (134 amino acids)
Cellular component (GO): plasma membrane
Molecular function (GO): electron transfer activity
Source: RefSeq, a predicted model, not a curated record